Dioscorea cayenensis subsp. rotundata (Guinea yam) is the source of this 443-nucleotide messenger RNA. Its product is annotated as ycf54-like protein. Lineage: Eukaryota; Viridiplantae; Streptophyta; Magnoliopsida; Dioscoreales; Dioscoreaceae. The record is from RefSeq and is a predicted model, not a curated record.
UGAAAAGAUAAACUAGAUAAGGCCUUCGUCUUGUUGGACUUCUACUCAUCACUGCGAAGCGAAUGGUAGCUCCGGCGACGCUUGCCCUCGGCCCAUGCGCCGCGCUUCCGCCGGCGGCGACCGUGGCUGGGAAGGGCUUUGUCUUUCUCCCCGCGGCCGUCGCUGUAGAUUCAGAUCAGUCUGGAUCGAUCCAGACUGAAGAGAAGGAGAAACCUAUGAAAUAUUACUUUGUGGUGGCAAAUGCAAAGUUCAUGCUUGAUGAGGAGGAGCAUUUCAGGGAGCUGUUGUUUGAGAGGCUGAGACUCUUUGGUGAGAGAGACAAAGAACAAGAUUUCUGGCUUGUCAUUGAGCCCAAGUUCUUGGAUAAGUUUCCAAACAUCACCAAGAGAUUGAAUAGGCCUGCUGUUGCGCUCGUCUCCACCAAUGGCCCUUGGAUUACGUAA